Molecule: messenger RNA, 10735 nt
Organism: Amoebophrya sp. A120
Lineage: Eukaryota; Dinophyceae; Syndiniales; Amoebophryaceae
Source: the annotation of a GenBank genome assembly
CGAACCAAUACCACAUGCGACGGUUGCACAUACGGUCGUAUUAAUAUAGAGGAGCAUCUUGCACAAAGAUGUCAGGACGUCGAGCGUCAGGCCGACGUAAGUUGCCGUGCGUGCUGAUGUCCUCGUCCUCGAAGAUGUUGCUGCGCUCCUUUGCUAUUGCUUCCGGCGGGGCAAAAAUCUUCACGUCGUUGAACCUCCUCGCGACUGCAGCAGAGCAACAAGACCGGAAGUUGAAACAACAUCAAGCGCCACCUACUGCUUCAAGAACAGCACCAACAACUUCCGCCAAGAGCGUUGAUGUCGUCGACCAGACCUCCGGGUCGUUAUUUUCGCUUCUCUUCGGCACAGCAGACCAUGUUGCAGACUACGAAGAUAGUUUGCUGCAAAUGGAGCUGCAGAAGGACCAGACAAAGAAGAAUGCGGCCGCAAGAACAACUCCGGAACAAGGGGAUGAAGAUCAACAUCAAGAUGAACGAAAGCAAAAGCUCCGUAAGCUGCAGACCAUCACGCGCGCCGGCCCCGGCGCUCUGCCCGUGGAGAAGAUCGAGGCCACGUACAUGCAAAACCUGCUCCAGUGCCACGAGUAUUCGCCAGUGUGUCCGGCGAGCUACGAGCCGUCCUGUUACAUGUUCGCGUGGAACAGUACGCAACAAAUUUCCGCCGGCGUCCGGGCGGCGAUCACGAAAGAAGACAUCAACGAAAUGCUGAAGGUCGGGGGCACGAAUCUCAAUUGCCGCAGGAACAUCGGGGUUCUUCCCGUAGCGCCAGGUUUGAAGGAGAUGCGCAGACAACUGUACGCUUGGGCGUUGAACGGGACCUACAAGUGCCACGCGCAGUACUUGAAGUCCAACUUGAACGAGGACAAUACCCCGAUAAGCACGUCGGGGGGCAUGUUCGAGUCGAUCCGCGCGAUCGGGAACGUCCCGCCGUUCACGGAGAUCCCGCUGUACACAAACACCUCGGCUCAUGAUUUGAACGAUCCAACACUGACCACCUGGAACGCGGCGGGCAGUUCGGAGCUCGACGAGGUUUCGAAGUGGUACGUGGGCGGAUGUGGGACGUUGGGCAGCUGUGUCGGGGUGUACAAGAAGGUGAUGCUGGUGUACGACCACACCGAGUAUUUCGGGUUAAAAGACUCUUCCUGCUGGACUCGCGAACAAGCCAUCCCGGUCGUCGCGGACCACAACACCCCGCACGACCUGCUGCUGAAGUGCGCCACUUCCUUGUACCACUUGCUCGCUCCGCGGUCCCUGGGUGCUUACGUGAAGUACCCGUUUGAACUACGCGACGCGGUUCUGAACGCCCAGGUCUUGUUCACCUGCGGCAACACGUAUCACGACCCUGUGAACGAUAUUACCCGGUCGUUUCCGUCCUUGUGCCCGGAGGGGGGCGCCUGUACCGUGAUGGGCGGGUCCGCCACGCACCAAACCCCGGCGGCCUUUGUCCACGUGAACGGGAUUUGCGGGCACCAGCCACACGCGACGAAUCUCCCGCAACUGCUGCAGUACGAGCACGGGGGGAUCAGCUACGGUGCGAGUUUGGCGUCAGAAAUCUGGAUUCGAACGAUUUUGGACAUUGCCAUCUCCCACAUCGACCCAGAAGGGUAUUACGCCGUGCAAAGGGCGGAGGCCAUCGCCAGUGGGAACAGGGUAUAUUAACUUGGAUUCAUGUAGUCGGAACACGAGGAAAAGAAGUAGAAGCUCAAGCUUGCUUAUUCCCUGUAUGCAAACUAUUGCUCACAAUGACAAUCAAAACAUAUGAACGCCGGCCUUAUCUUGUGUAUUCGUAUUGUUGACGAUGCCUGUGUUUAUUUCAGAUCCGGCGGAACAAAAUCAGUAAUCUUAUUUAAUCUUUUCAAACAAUUCUAUCUCAGGUCUACCGGCGCGAAUCUUGGAUGGACUGUCACACGGCCGCUUCUUACUACUUCGCGACGGGUGUCUCUCUUGUUCUCUGGAACGUGCGGACCUCCGAUGCGCACAACAGUAAAUCCCGCAUGGACUUACGAACCCAGGACCCGAAUCUGUGGUGCCUCGCACUGCGGUAUUUCGAUAUCAACUGCAAAAGUGUCUGGGUCUGGAAGAAUCCGAACUUGUGAUGCUGCAUUUGGAUUCCGAAAAAACCUGUAUUGCAUAAGCAGCAAAGGGAGUGCAAUUUUGGCUACGCGGAGAGGGCAUUUGUCAUGCGGAAUAGGCAUCGCGAAGCCCUCAAAAAGUCUGUGAUGCUAGGGCAUGCAUCACAGACAUCAUGGGCCAUGCAAAACGUGCAUGACAAAUCUCAGAACCUUCCAGACCCAGACAUUUUUGCUUUUCAUAUUCGAGUUUGACAACCAGUGGACGUCUUGCCCGAGCGGCCACGCGAGUGAGUUGCUGAAGACGAUCCAAUAUGCAAUGCAAAAGCAUCGUAGUAGUAUAAAUUGCAUUACAAAUUAGCCCAGCAUUACAAAUUGAAUUUGUAAUGCUGAUCUGCGUUGAGAGAGAGAUUUGUAAUGCAUAAAUGCAAUUACUACGAGUAUGUACGAUACUUUUGCAGAGCAUAUCCAAACGGAGGUCUCUUCGAACGCGGUGAAGGCCGUGGACUGCCAUACCGUCCUGAAUGUGCUGGGCGUGCGGCAAUUCGGCCCGCCGGGGGACCACGGGAUCGCGAUGGGGGGGUCGCAGAACUUAACCCACUUGAACCCUUUGUAUGUCAUGAACAUCACGGAAAACAACGGCACCGCAGCCCCCUGCAACCCGGAGUCCACGACGGAGAACCAGCGUUUAUCAAAUGCAAAAAUGUCUGGGUCUGGAAGAAUGCAUGUUUAUCAUGCUUGUCUGGCAUGACUCUUAAAUCUGUCAUGCACGUUACCCAAGAGCCCCACUUUUCUGUGAUGCAGAAACGCAGUUUGUCAUGCAGAAGAGGCAACACGUAGAAGCUCAGGAACAUGUCAUGCUGGGCCAGCAAUUGUGGCCUCAUCAUGAGACCCCACCCUGCAUCACAAGUUUCCAGACCCAGACAUUUUUACAUUUGAUAGCGUUCCGGGACCAACAACGUGAACAUCGAGUUCACGAUAUCCUGAGUAAAAACGUACCCACCCCAUAGUUGUAAUGCAAAUCUGCAUGCUGAAAAUGUUUCUCAUGCGGAGCCCCAUGAGAGGCAUUGUAUAGUCGUGCUUUGCAAUUUGUCAUGCUCCAAUCAGCAUGGUAUGCUAGAUCUGUGAUGCUCCUGAGCUAGCUCAAACAGCACUACAAUACGAGUCCAAAUUUGUCAUGCAAAACAGCCAAAACUUGUGGAUUUGUCUAGCCGAUUCCCCAUCUUGACUAUGGUGUGGGUACGUUUUUACUCAGGAUACACGAAACCGGUGAUGCCGACCCGGCUGCCCAAACAGUCCCCGCACGGGCACUGCUACUUGUACCAGACCCGGGGGUACAGUGGCACCUUCCCGGACAAAAAAUACGAGAUCUGCAAGCCGGAAGACAAGCACGACGCGCGGUUCGCGAUCCACGACCAGUACGGGGACGCGAACUACUAUGUGAAGGGUGUCCAGUAUCUGAUCGGCACCGAGGGUCCGACGGCGCAGGCGAAAUCAGCUUUAUUAGCCGCGGAGGGCAACGUCGGGUUUUACCACCGGGUGGUGUUUGAUCGCAACGCGACGGUGUACCCGGAACUGUACUUCGUCGGCUGUAGUGGUCCGAAAUUACGAUCUCUGUGCGGGUAUUAUUUGUUUUCCGGGGAAUUCACCCAAGGAGCGACCAUGUUCACCAUGAGCAGCACUGUCCCUGGGGAUCAGAAAGCAGUCGUGUACCGGCAAAUUCGCGGCUCUACCUUCAUCGAUUCGCUUUUCGGCGAGCGUUGGACCAUCGGGCCGGACCCGAAUACCGGGCUGCAAGCGAACUUCCUGGUCGAUCAGAACCUCGCGAACUACGCGAACAAUCUGAAGGCGUUCUACGGCGAGCAGACGACGUUUGUGAAAGUGCACAGACACACGUACGACUUGUACAAUCCGACCACCGGGACGAAAUUGACCGAGCAGGGGGUCUUCCUGGAAGUGGACCUUUUGAUGACCGGAUCGAAUUCGCAUUUCGUCUACCCCGACCAGCAGAUGGGGCCGUUUUCCUACAACCACGAAGUGCACGAAACGAGGAAGCAGAAGCUGGCGGACGUGUUUGGUGUGCCCGUGGCGCAAGUGUCUCCGCUGGACGGGUACAAGGGGAGGCUCGGCGCGGGAGAUGGGAAUAGUGCGAAUGGUGGGGGAAAAACACCGGUGUCCUACUACAUGACAAGUGUUGGCCUCCCGGAUUCCUACCACGGCAUGGUGAAGGAGCCGAUGGACGAACUGACGUGCAAUCAGGAGAUGCGGACGAACGUUUUGUGCCCGAUGCUCUGCACCAUGACCAACACGUCCAUCGUGAACAACCCGAACAACUGCACCUCGGUUUGCGAAAAGGAGUGCACGGGCGUCUACCCGGGGUUUGACAUGAAAAGAGGUCUAAAUUCCGCCGCAAGCAUGACGGCGAUGUUGGCGCAUUUGGGGAAAAUCAACUACAAGGCAAACCAGGACAUUGUCAGAAACUUGCUGGGGGAAGAGGCGUACACGACGAGUGUUAUCAACCACGGUAGCUUCGACUCUCCGUACUUGAAGCGGUACAGCGAGGAGCAUUUUGGGUUGUUCAAGAAGAUCUUCUAUCCUCUGCAAAAGUAUCGUACUCGUAUUGCAAGUCUUGCAUUACAAAUCUUUUUUUUAAAGGUAAAUCCGCAUUACAAAUUUUAUUUCUCAUGCUGAGGAAAUUUGUAAUGCAUUUAUACGAGUACGAUACUUUUGCAAUGCAUAUCUUCGCGAAUGAGAAAGAGGCGAGCGAUCUUCUGCAUCCUUACGUGGCCAAGAUGGACAAGAUCGAGGACGAUUUUUUGUCGGAAAAGGACCAGGAAUUUUUGGAAGAGAAGUACGGAACAAAGAAAGAUCAUGAUGCGAACAAGAUGAACAAAAACUCUAUCGACAAGAACAUGCUAAAAGCGGUGAAGGCCAGUCGACAGUCUUACAUGUUCAUGAAGAGGAUGAAGCAGAGGCUGUUCAAUCCGGAAUUUACGGAGUUGAUCGAGACAAAAACCAUCUGGACGAAGCCGCUGGACGAGAUCGACGCGAUGGAUUAUCCGGACGCAGGAGAUGCAAAUAGCCAACAGUUUUACUACGAAGAGCCAUCAAGUUCAUCUGUGGUUCCUCUGUCCAAAGUUUUCGGAACCAAAGUCACCUACCACGUGGACGAGAAAAAUUUAGAUGACAGCGAGCAGCUCGUUCCCGCGGAAAAGAGGUCUCUCCGGAAUAAAUCGGUGGAACUGAAAUCUAGCACGAAAACCCGGAAGCUGAUGACCAAUAGCAAACGACGCCAGUUGUCGCAUUUACCACUACCCUCCGCGAACAAACUCCGGUCCUACGACUGGAACGUCGACGCCUUGCACUUGAUCGAGGAGCUGACCUUAACCGAGUUGACCGGCUGGACGCAGCCCGAGCACAAUGCGAACACCUCGACGUUGAUUUACGAGGUGAACAAAAACCGGUGGCGCUUGUCCGUCGGCGAAGCGGAAUCGCUUUUCGAAGGGCAGUUAACCGCCGGGAAAUUCACGUUUGAGUGCACGACUGGUUCCAUGACGGAUCCGUGUUUGAGUGCGAAUUUAGACCACUGGGUUGCGUGCGACGCCAGUUACAUGUGCAACAUGGAGCCGGAGCCGAAGUGGAAGUUACCAGCAGCGUCCGAGCAGGACAUGUUCGCAAAGCAACUGGCGUAUGACAUGCAGCAUGAGGACAACAACGCUUGCCACUUGCAAGAACCGAACAACAAGUGCACGACGUUUUACAAGCCGGAGUACCACUUCAUCGAGAAAGCGCUAGUCCCCCCAAACGCAUCUCCCAGUGCGAAAGAGGCCGCGAAGUGCAACAAAGACACGAACGACCAGAAGAGAAGAGACUCGCAGCUGUACCCCAUCGUGACGAAGAACGAAAACGCGUGGAUGUUCCAAAUCGAGGACUGUGGCUUCCCGGGGGUUGACGGCUUGUACAUCUACGACCCGGGGAAGGUUUUCUACAUCGUGAAAUUAGUCAACGAAACGGCCGUAAAGACUUGGGACACCCCCGCAAACGUGGAUCAGACGGAAUCGAGUUUACAUUACUUUUCGAGGACAAACAUUCGCGCGCACGAAGCCGGUAGUCACUCUGGGUAUCAUAGUGGGAUCAUCCCCAACAGCAACGAAAGAGAUUCGGUGAACGGCAUGACCAGGAUCUACGAGCACAUCAACGGUACGGCGAUGAUCUACUACGAUGCGGUGAAGCACCAGUGGUUGAUUCUCGGGAACAUGACGGGGCAAAUUCAACCGUGGUCCCGGAAAUUCGGGUCUUUUGAGUCGUCCAAAAUUUCGACUCCCCCGUUUGACUUGCACCGGAACCGGCACGACCCCCCAACGACGCAGAUCUCAUCUUCGGGAACUAUUGUGACGAAUCAGGACCUGAAGACGAUCGGGUCCCUCGGGACCUGGACGUUCCGGCCCUCCAGCAAAACGGGCGCGGCGGGGGGGGAAGUGCUCCCCUAUCACACGGACAGCGCGACGAAGAACUACGGGUUUACGCCGAUGACGCACGAGCGGUUUGUGUUGAACGAUUUGAUCCCCGGGUACCAAUACAUGGGAGAAUUUCUCCAAGGUCACCCCGGCCUCCCGAUUCUCUUUUCCUGCAGCUCCAAAGUGGGGUACGCGGCUUUGUGCAACAGCAACUGGCGCGCGGAGCACCGGCAAACGGACGGACUGCCGCCGCCGAAGGUGAAGAUGUUCCUCGGGCCGCCCACGGUGGAGGGCGUGGACUACUGGCACCCGGCGACGCAGAGUGACACGACCUUUCCGAACAUUUUCACGAUUGAAUUACCCGACCACGAAAAAAUCUGCAAGGAGGUGGUGGACGAGAUCAACAGGGAGAUUGGAUUACCCAAUUCCCACGCUUCCCGGGAGGAUUUCAAGCACGUGGCCUUCAUGUCCUGCAUGUUCAACUACUUACCGGGGAAGUACGUGCGGACCGGAUACCCAGAACGGGACCAGAUUUUCGGGCAGGAGGACGGAACCACCCCAACGUGGCAGUUGGUCCAUCCGGGUUUGAAGGUGAACGGCUUGGAACCGUGGUUGUUGCAAGUCGACCCGACUUUGGUCACGGCCGACACGGCGUAUGUUCUCCGGCCGCCGAAGAUGUGCAACGCGACGCACCCGAACGGGUUGACGAACAACCACGUUUGUUCGAACUGCGAAAACCAGGACGCGUUCUUUUGCCAAACGGACCACGUGAGAACGCUGUGCACCAACAGCAGCAAUUGGCACGUCGCGACGGCCGCCGGUCAGCCGGGGGCGCAGCUGCCGUACGGGAUGGAAGACACGAGUUCGAUGACGAUGGCUCAGAUGUUUGCCGCGAAGCACCCUCUGAUGUCACCAAUGGGUGUUCCGAAAUCCAAGCCGAUUCUGAAAGAGGACCCGGACCCGGCGUAUUACGUUUAUUCCGGGAUUUGGGUGGAAUUCUACGGGGUGUACGUCGCGAUGAACCCGGUCUCGUCCUUCGGGAUGGUGGACGUGCUCAUGCGGGGGAACAAGGCGAUGACGGACCGGACGUGGUACAAAAAUGUCCCAGCAAGCGCGAUCAACGCGGACGGGUACACGAUUAACUGGAACCAGUACUGGACGAGCAUCUACGGGUCCACCGCCGACAGUAUGCCGGAACCCCCCGCGCCCACUUUGAGCCUGGUCGAGCAGUUCGGGGGGAAUGUGUUUGUGAAGGCGACCACGGACGUGAACCCGCAGCCGACGAUCAUGGUGUACAACCAAGCAAACCAGUUAUGGGAAUUGCGGUAUUUGUUUUCCGAGACGGACUGCUUUCACCCCGUGUCUGGUGUUCUGAUCGGGAGGUCGGAGGCGGUUUCCAGUGAUUACCAGCUGUGUUUGACGAACAAACACCCGAGUAAAAAAUUAUGCCGCUGCGUGUCCCGCAUGACCAAAGCGAGCGACCCGGUGUACAUCUGUUACUCCCCGCAGAAAGAGGUCGCGCCCUGCGGGUCCGGCUGGCAGGUCCCGGCACCGUGCGACACGAACGCGUUCCGGACGACGUUUGGCCAUUCUUGCGAAUACGCAAAACAGUCACCCCCUCGACUCGCGAAAGUGCAGGGGCCGCAGGUGACUCGCGGGACGUUCGUCGAAGCGGCCGGGGCCACGACGACCCCGCCGCCGACGACCACUGGGCUACCGCCGACCACAACCGAGAAUCCGAAAGUGGUUACGACUUACACGAACAACGUUGCGGUGUCCAUGCAGUUCGACUACUUGCAGAACGCGGAGGCACCCGCGGCCACGGCGCUGCGCAUCAUGAACGACAACGCCAUGAAAUCGGCUUUGGAGAAGGGGUUCGCGGCGUCUAUCGGGAUGAACGAGACCAGGGUGACGAUCACCUCGGUUUCUGUGCCCGGGACAGCAACGGACACGACAAGUUCAGACACGAGCACUUCCGAUGCUGGCACGACCGGUAGUACAACAUCGAGCACGAGCAACUCCACCAGACGUGAGCUUUUCACGGUCGACAUGACGAUUAAAUCCAGGAAGGCAGUGGAAGCGAUCAUUGCAAAGGAGAAAGAGCAGGCCCGUGCCGCAGCGGCGGCAAAGACACCAGCAUCAAGGCACCUCCAAGCCUCAACCAAAUUCGAACUGCAAAUCGACUACCGGAUUCUGAUCACAUCCACAGACCGCACAACCACAAUUGGAAAAGCGAAUUGCUUGCAGUUAACGACUGAGCAGUGCAACGAUUUGCUCAAAGAAGCCGUCGCCGCGGUCGACACGAACACGCUCACCACCCAGUUGAUCAUGGCGAUCAAUCUCUCCGGUUCGCAGCUAGCGAAGGACUUGUUGGUCCGGGAUGUGUAUCAAAUGUAAAAAUGUCUGGGUCUGGAAGAUUGCCAGGUUUGUCAUGCACAUUUUGCAUGACUCCUCAAGUCUGCGAUGCAUGCCCUAGCAUCACAGAUUUUUAGAGGGCUUCCUGAAGCCUAUUCCGCAUGACAAAUGCUCUUUCCGUGCUGCAAAAUUUGGACUCUCUUUGCUGCUCAUGCAAUACAGAUUUUUUUAGAAUCCAAAAUGAGCAUGACAAGUUGGACCCUUCCAGACCCAGACAUUUUUACAGUUGAUAAUGUGUUGUCCAAACCGACCAUGACCACCUCCAUGGACAGCUUCAUGACACUAUCAAAAGGAAAAAUCCCCCCUCCCCAUAUCGAAAAGGCACGCCUCAGAGAAUUUGCGAUGCUGAUUUGUGACCACAAAUAGCGUCUGUCUUGCAAGAAAGCAACGGCAUAGGCUUGGCUCCGUUAUGCAGUCGGUUUGUAAUGCUGUCGGGCGUACAGCAUAGACGUUCCCCAUGCUAAGUGCCUAGGCCAAAGCCUCUCUAUAUUGGCACGAUAUGGGCUUGGAGUCCUCUACUGCAAGACAAAUCUGAUUUGUGUACGCAAAUCCAGCAUCAGAAGUCUCGUUCUGCUAUGGGGAGGGGGAUUUUUCCUUUUGAUAGACGCAAACGGUCGACGAGAUCUUCGCGGCCAAAGUCCCGGUCCGGCCGGUUUCCAAGAUGCAGAUCGCGUGGCGAGUGACCAUCGUCAUGCGGUUUCUGGACUGCAUGAGCGAACUGGAGCUGAACGCGAGUCCGCAGCUGACGCAAGCGUUGAAGUUCUCGUUUCAGACCUCCUUGGACCGGAUCGCCAACGCCAAUCAGUACCAGGAGGUGCAGACCCAGGUGCACUGUUUGCUCUGCUCGACCAUCGGGUGCGGGUUUUUGACAAGAGAGCUGGAGGAAGGGAAGGACAGCGCGAAUGACAAAGCGGCUCUACCUUUACCGUCGCAGUCCAGCAUGACAAAAUCCAGAAGUCUCCAGGAGUCGCAGCAAUCCCGGCACAUCCACGUGGACGUGUUGCUCGUGUACCGGUCGGCCACCUCGGCUUUCGCCGCCUCUGCGGCGUUGGAGUCGACUCUGACGGAAUUCGCGCAGUACCUGCACGAGGAUUUGGCAGUGCAGCUUCCCGCGGGGAUCUACACCGUGGAAAAUGUGGAAUCCGUCGGGCCGCCGCAACUCGGGGGCGGGGUGGUCGGCGAGUGGACGGUGAACUCCGCUCCGUCCGGAAAAUUUGCUGGCGUGUCGGGCUCCUUCGGGUCCUUUGCUCUCGUCGGCAUGAUGGUGUUGUGGGUGGCGGUGCGCGAAAUGCUGUUGUGAGUGGAGGAAAAGCGUGGGUGAAUCGACGACGAGAGGAAAUACGCUUGUUGUUCAACACCAGAUGAACUUUUUUUGCAUGAUCACUUUUUUCACAAGGUUUAUGGCAAUUCUUUGUAUGAUUUUUGAAAUUCAUCUUCACUAUACACAAAUUUAAACCAGUUUGGCAGUGUUUCUGAAUGUUUUGUACAGUAAGUUUGGCCUGAAAAUGGCUGUUGUGCAUGGGAUUUCAUUGCACGAUGAUUCUUGUUUUUUUGGCCGUAAGUAACUAAGAAAUACACGAAGCAAAAUCAUAGUCCGAACCAUGUAUUCACGGAAUAAAGCAACCAUAGACAGCAUACAAAAGCAGUAUCUUCAGUACUACAACACUCUUCUUGAUUAAACUCUGAAAGCAAGCCGGUAAGCAGCGAAGCAGGCUGAGAAAGCAGGAGCUAGCAACACUCUUCUUGAUUAAACUUAUGAAAGCAAAAAGACACAACCAGAACAUCUUUAUUUUUU